Colletotrichum karsti is the source of this 1242-nucleotide messenger RNA. RefSeq names its product methyltransferase domain-containing protein. NCBI's taxonomy places the organism in Eukaryota, Fungi, Ascomycota, Sordariomycetes, Glomerellales, Glomerellaceae. The record is from RefSeq and is a predicted model, not a curated record. Gene Ontology annotation, molecular function: methyltransferase activity. Bases 1 to 1242 code for a protein of 413 amino acids. The transcript is spliced from 2 exons.
AUGGCCCACCAACACCUGCGUCAACCGGACACUCCGCUUGAGACGAACCCUGACAUCCCGGAUCUUGACGCCCAACCUGAAAUCCAGCCUGAGCUGCCUCGUCCCCAAGCUCAAGAUGUGACCGAACAGAGGGAUCCUGAUCCUGAGUUCAGAUUCGAGGUCACGCAGUUCUCGGACUUUGACGACGACGAUGACGAUGACGACACCGCUUCGGUCACGUCCUUGAAGGCCAGCAUUCUUGACUACCGCCGGGAGAACGGACGCACUUAUCACCGCUUCAGUGAUGGCCAUUAUGUUCUUCCGAACGAUGCCCUCGAGCAAGAACGGCUGGACAUUGCGAAUCAUAUGUGGACUGUCGCCUGGGAUGGCAAGCCGUGCCUAUGUCCAGCGAAAGACGGCGCCAAGCGGGUCCUCGAUCUCGGUACCGGUACGGGCAUCUGGGCCCUGGACUACGCCGAUGAACAUCCUGACGCAACGGUCUACGGCGUGGAUCUAAGUCCCAUCCAGCCGGAUUACGUCCCGCCGAAUUGCCACUUUGAAGUCGACGACCUCGAAAGAGAGUGGGCGUGGUCACAACCCUUCGAUUUCGUCUUUUGUCGCAACAUGAUCGGGGCCUUCAACAGUUGGGAAUGGAUUGCUGGGCAAGCCUUUGAGAACCUGGAACCCGGCGGCUACUUCGAAAUCCAGGAUAAUCUGUACCCGGUUGCUUGUGACGACGGCACCUUGACCGAGCAGCAUGCGUUAUUCAAGUGGUCGGCCAUACUAUGUGAAGCCAUUGAGAGAAUCGGCCGGUCUCUCACCAUCGCGUCACGUUUUGAGGAAAUUAUGAAGAACGCGGGCUUUGAGGCCGUGACGGUCAACAAGCAAAAGCUGCCAGCAUCUCCUUGGCCGAAGGACCCAAAACUGCGAGAGAUUGGUAGUUGGACACAGGCGGCAACUCUUCCCGGCGUUGAGGGCAUAGCCAUGGCAUUACUGACGCGCGUGCUUGGUUGGAAGCCGGCCGAGGUCCUCGUCUUCUGUGCCCACGUCAGGAAGGAUCUCAAGAAUCCGGAAAUCCACGCGUAUUGGGACACUUACUCGGUUUACGGAAGAAAGCCCCUGCCCAAACAGCAGGGUUCUCAGGCACCAAGUCCCCGAGGGGAGGGCUCAAAGGAAAAGAGGUCGAGAGAGGAAAGCCCACAAGAAGAUAUGCCGCGGAAGGAGCCGCGAGAGGAAAGUCCUGGACGAGAGGACUCAGCAUGA